AUGGCCACCCCAGAGGAGCAAGCAACGGCGUUGAAGAACCAGGGCAACAAGGCCUUCGCCGAACACGACUGGCCCACUGCCAUCAGCUUCUACACCAAGGCGAUCGACCUGAACGACAAGGAGCCCACAUACUUUACCAACCGAGCGCAGGCUCACAUCAAGGCCGAGUCCUACGGCUAUGCCAUCGCCGACUGCGACAAGGCCCUCGCCUUGAACCCCAAGCUCGUCAAGGCAUACUUCCGACGAGGCCUGGCCCACACCGCCAUCAUUCGGCCCAAGGAGGCUCUCAAGGACUUUAGGGAAUGCAUCAGGAUCGACCCCAAUAACAAGGAUGCCAAGUUGAAGCUUGACGAGUGCAAGAAGAUUGUGCGAAAGCUUGACUUCUUUGCCGCCAUCGAGGUCGGCGACGAGCCCUCGGCUGCUGAGGGUCUGGAUGUCGAUUCCAUGGUGGUCGAUGCCGACUACGACGGUGUCAAGCUCGGCAACGAGAUGACUCAAGAGUUCAUUGAUGACAUGACGGAAAGGUUCAAGACUGGAAAGCUGAUCCACAAGAAGUACGUCUACCAGAUUCUUCUGGCCGUCAAGCAGCUUGUGUACGACGAGGCGACCAUGGUGGAAAUGACGAUUCCUGAUGAUGUGAAACUCACUGUUUGCGGUGACACGCACGGCCAGUACUUCGAUCUGAUGGAGCUGUUCCGCCUGAACGGCAAGCCGGAUGACAAGCACUACUACCUCUUCAACGGCGACUUCGUCGACCGAGGAUCAUGGUCCACUGAGAUCGCGCUGCUACUGUAUGCCAACAAGUGGCUGCGUCCCAAGGCCUUCUUCCUGAACCGCGGUAACCACGAGACCGACGACAUGAACCGCGUGUACGGUUUCGAGGGCGAGUGCAAGGCAAAGUACAACGAAAGGAUAUUCAAGCUCUUCUCUGAGAGCUUCUCUGCCCUGCCGCUGGCGACCCUCAUCGGCUCCAAGUACCUCGUUCUGCACGGCGGUCUGUUCUCCGACGACAAGGUCACCCUCGAUGACAUCCGUGCUCUCGACAGGCACAAGCAGCGCCAGCCUGGCCAGUCUGGUCUCAUGAUGGAGAUGCUCUGGACCGAUCCCCAGGAGGAGCCUGGUCGUGGUCCCAGCAAGCGCGGUGUCGGCAUGCAGUUCGGCCCUGACAUCACCAAGAAGUUCUGCGAGAACAACGGUCUCGAGGCUGUCAUUCGCAGUCACGAAGUCCGCAUGGAUGGUUACGAGGUGCAGCAUGAUGGACGGUGCAUCACAGUCUUUUCUGCGCCCAAGUAUUGCGACUCGACCGAGAACCGGGGUGCUUACAUCAACAUCGGACCCGAUUACAAGCUGCAGUUUGAGCAAUUUGAUGCAGUCGCUCACCCGGACAUCAAGCCGAUGGCGUACGCCCAAAGCUCUCUUAUGUCGUCUCUGAUGUGA
Messenger RNA from Verticillium nonalfalfae, 1437 nucleotides. RefSeq lists its product as uncharacterized. The transcript is spliced from 6 exons. The record is from RefSeq and is a predicted model, not a curated record. Lineage: Eukaryota; Fungi; Ascomycota; Sordariomycetes; Glomerellales; Plectosphaerellaceae. Gene Ontology annotation, molecular function: protein serine/threonine phosphatase activity; protein binding. Gene Ontology annotation, cellular component: cytosol; nucleus. The coding region runs from base 1 to 1437 and encodes 478 amino acids.